AUGGAUACUGAUAAUUAUGAUGGCAGUUGUGAUGAUGAAGUAGUUGGUACGGACAAGGUACUUGAAGGGCGUCACACUAAGAGAAAGAAAAUAAAAGAAUAUCUGCAGAAGCGGAAAGGAUAUAAAAGCAUGAAAAAUGCUUCGAAGCCAAAAGCUGAUGUGAAAUACAAUGCGGUAGCUUGGGACUACGGUGUUCAAAAAAAGAAAAAGCACUACAAGAAAAAUUCGAAGUCACGUCGAUCGCAGUCAGAAGCAUGUGGUUCAGGUCGUGCUGGCAUGGUUUCGUUUCAUAGCAGUACUGUUGCUUUCAAGGGUGGAGAUGAACCUGGUCGUCGCCAAACCAAUGAAGCUGAAAAAUCCACUGUUGCGAAAGGAGAGAUGGAUAAAAGCGGCUCUGAUACUUUAAACGGAAGUGACUAUGGAGAUGACAGCUGGCUUACAACACUUACAUCGUCAGAUGAGAAUGAAAUAGAGAAGCAAUGGUCUCCGGAAUCACCCCCACCAACUCUCGUGAUGACUGAUUUGUAUGAGCAUGAUUACGAUGACGAGAGCGAGAUAUCGGAUAAAAACGAGCCUGAAGAGAGCGAGAUAUCGGAUAAAAACAAGCCUGAAGAGAACGAGAUAUCGGAUAAAAACUAG
Cercopithifilaria johnstoni is the source of this 639-nucleotide messenger RNA. Lineage: Eukaryota; Metazoa; Nematoda; Chromadorea; Rhabditida; Onchocercidae. The record is from the annotation of a GenBank genome assembly.